Molecule: messenger RNA, 918 nt
Organism: Fraxinus pennsylvanica
Lineage: Eukaryota; Viridiplantae; Streptophyta; Magnoliopsida; Lamiales; Oleaceae
Source: the annotation of a GenBank genome assembly
AUGGGCUUCCUCUUCUCUUUUGCUUUGGUUUUUCUUUCAUUUGCAUCUUUAUCAGCCCUUCAAACUCAAACUCAAGAAAUAAAAUCAGCCCGCCUUCUCGAUCUUGUCAUCAGAGAUUACACUUUCAAAUCAUACAACAAAUACUUUAGGACAGGUAAACUACACCAGAUCAAGUUACCAGCAAAUCUCUCGGGCAUUACAGUUGAUGCAGUGCGAUUUCGUUGUGGUAGUCUGCAAAGGUAUGGUGCCAAAAUCAAGGAAUUACAUCUGGGAAUAGGUGUAACCGUGCAUCCUUGCAUUGAAAGAGUUUUGAUAGUUAGACAAAAUCUUGGAUCAAACUGGUCAUCUAUAUACUACGAUAAUUAUGAGUUAUCAGGUUAUCGACUUAUUUCGCCUGUUUUAGGCCUACUAGCAUAUAACAUUGGUGACAGCAUAAAAUUUAGUACUCCAUCUGAGCUCGGGAUUCAGGCCGCGAAACAACCGAUCACUAUAGAUUUCAGCAAUAUGACAAGGCUCAAUAUCACAUCAGGGGUCAUACCUUUGUGUGUAAGUUUUGAUCACGAUGGAAAAGUGACGCUGACUAAUCAAGCGUCGUCUAAUACUUGUGUUGCAACAAGGCAUGGUCAUUUUGGAUUGGUCGUCGAAUCACCAUUAAUACCAUUGAAAAAGAAGACUUUAAGCAAGUGGAAGAUAAUGAUUGGAAGCACGAUUGGGGCUGCAUUAGGCGCGUUUCUUCUGAGUUUGUUGCUCAUCGCGAUGUUUGUUAAUGCGAAGAAGAAGGCAAGAAUGGACGAACUUGAACGGAGGGCGUAUGAAGAGGAAGCUCUACAAGUUUCAAUGGUUGGGCAUGUAAGUACUCAUACUGCAUCUAUUACUCGGACCAUGCCUAGAAUUGAGCAUGAUGAUGAGUAUACAUAA